ACUGAAACUAAACCAGAAAUGAUUUCAGUCUCUUAUGAACAUCUUAUUUAUACACACUCUUAAAUAAGCGUCAGAGUUGAUUUGAAGGUGAGAAAAAUCAACAUUUUUAAAUGAAAAGCACCUGUGCUCUUCAGGCAUGAUGUUUAUUUAUUUGCUGCUGCUGAUUGCUGGUGGAAUUAAAGAUUCAAGUUCAGAGCAGUAUGAGGUAAUAGGAGCUGCAUAUGCUGUAUUUGCUUCAGUCGGUGAUGACGUGAUUCUGUCCUGUUCAGUCAAACCCAACAUCAGUGUUGUGGACAUGAGAGUGGAGUGGCGGAGAUCUGACCUGAGAGACUCGCUAGUGCAUCUCUAUGAGGAUCAUGAAGACAGAGAAACAGAGCAGAUUGAGUCCUACAGAGGGAGAACACAUCUCAUUCAUCAAGAGCUACAGAGAGGAAAUGCAUGGCUCAGACUAUCAUCAGUCAAAUUGUCCGAUGAAGGACGUUAUAAGUGUGUUAUUGGGUCUGAAUCCUCAAAUAAUGAAGCCACAGUUGAUCUUACAGUUGAAGCUUUAGGAUGGCCUCCGGUGAUCACCAUAGACGGAUUCAAUCCUUCAGGAGGGCUUCAUCUUCAGUGUCAAUCUGAAGGUUGGUAUCCUGAACCGCAUCUGGAGUGGCUGGAUCAUGAUGGAGUCAGUCUAAGGCCAGAAACUACAGAGACGCACAGGAAAGAAGGCACGUUCAGCAUCAAACACACAGUCAUUGUUUAUCACAGCGACGACAAGAUUCACUGCAGAGUCACACUGAAGCAUCACAUGCUGGAGGCACAGAUCAUCACCUCACGUGAAGUGUUUAAAAUGUGGAGGACAGCAGCCAUCCUGAUUUCAGCUUUAGUUGUGCUCAGUGGUUUUGCUGCAAUGAUGUUUGCUGUGCUUCUGCAUAAAUACAAAGAAAACAGUCAACUAAAGACCGAGAAUAGAAAACUAAAACAAGAACAUGAUCAACUUUUACAAAGUCAGAAGACACCAGAAGCGACUCUUGAUGCUGGGGAUUCAGGUAAAACAUGUCACACUGGACCUGAAGAUAAAGAAGUUCUUGUUGACAAGGCAGAUCCAUUACAUUCCAUUGGUUUCUUCCUUGUGAAUAUGGAUGUUUCCAAGCCUAAAUCGACCAGCAAAGGUGCCACACGUGCCACAGGACCCGGUAGUCCCCACAAGGGCCCGCCUAAGUUCAAACAGAGGUCAACACGCCAGUUUAAGAGCAAACCACCCAAAAAGGGUGUCAUUGGAUUUGGUGAAGAGAUUCCCGGAAUGGAGGGAUUGGGAACAGACUUUAAUGUAAUCUGUCCAUGGGAGGCGUACAGUCACCUGGAGUUGCAUGAGCUGGCCCACCAAAAAAAAAAAAAAAAAAAAGAGAAACCCUUUGUGAACAGAUUAUUCUUUCUGCUCAUUUCUGAACAGAUUUUUGUAAUUCUCUCAAAUAUCUACUGCUGUACAGCUCGCACUUUGAGAAUGGCUUCAACUGCUGAAAGUGAUUAUAGUUGUCCGUUGUGUGGUAAUAUUUUCAAGUUUCCUGUUAUUUUGUCAUGUAGUCACAGUUUUUGUAAAGAAUGUCUUCAGCAGUUCUGGAGAACCAAAAAACCUCGAAUGUGUCCUCUUUGUAAAAAAUCGUCUAAAGCUGAUCCUCCUCUCAAUCUUGCAUAAAACCUCUGCGAGUCGUUCCUGAAGGAGAGAGAUGAGCAGCGUUCAUCCGUGUCUAAGGAUAUCUGCAGUUUACACGGUGAGACGCUCAGACUUUUCUGUCUGGAGGACCAACAGCCUGUGUGUUUAGUGUGCAGAGAUUCACAGAAACACCUCAACCAUUCAUUCAGACCCAUCAGUGAAGCGGUUCCCCUGUGUAAGGAGCAGCUCAAAACAGCUUUGAAGUAUUUAAAGGGGAAUCUUCAACAGAGAGAAUGGGUGAAAGUAACGUUUGAGAAAACUGUGCAACACAUCAAAUCUCAAGCUGAUCACACCGAGCGUCAGAUUAAAGAGCAGUUUGAGAAGCUUCAUCAGUUUCUCAGAAAUGAAGAAGAAGCUACAAUCACUGCACUGAGGGAGGAAGAGGUGGAGAAGAAGCAAAAGAUGAAGGAAAAGCUGAAGGAGAUGAACAAACACAUCUCAGCACUUUCACACACACUUCAAGACAUGGAGAAGAUGAUAGAGUCCGAUGAUAUCUGCUUUCUCAAGGAAUUUCCAGACUCAAUGGAAAGACUCCAGAUCUCAGAGCUGGAUCCACAGAUACCUUCUGGAGCUUUGAUUCAAGUGUCAGAUUACUUGGGCAACCUGCCGUUCAGAGUGUGGAAUAAGAUGCAGGACAUCAUCCAAUACACUCCAGUCAUUCUGGAUCCAAACACGGCUAAUCCGCGUCUCCUCCUGUCUGAUGAUCUGACCAGCGUGAAAUCUCUUGAGUUUUCCGAAAAACAGCUUCUUCCCAAUAAUCCCGAAAGAUUUGACUGGUUUUUCAGUGUUUUGGGUUCAGAGGGUUUCAAUUCAGGCACACACUGCUGGGAUGUGGAGGUAAAGGGGAGUUCAGGCUGGAGCAUAGGAGUAACCACAGCAUCACACGAAAGAACGGGAGGGGACAUAUUUGCAAAUGAUAUCUGGAAUGUUAAAUAUAAUGAGUCGGUUUUAUACGAAGAAUUCUAUUACCAGUUCCCAAAACCCACUAAUGAAUUUGUUGUUCAGCGAGAGCUUGAGCGUGUGAGAGUUAAUCUGGACUGUGAUGCAGGAACCGUGUCCUUCUCUGAUCCUGUAACUAAAAUGCAUCUACAGACAUUUACAACCACCUUCUCUGACACUGUCUUUCCAUUCCUGUGUUGUUAUGACUCUCUGAGGAUCUUACCAUACAGUGCUCUGUAAACGUUACACCAGUAUGUCCAGAAGAGAUCUAUAUUUAAGCUGUAUCAUGCCAGUAACGCUUUAGAAUAACAUUCAUCAUAUUACCCUGCUUGGAUCUGAUUGGCUGAUGAGCAUUCUAAGGUGUGCUGUAAUUUUCAGAUAAACACACAAGGUAAAGUACUUUAGUUUCAUACUUAUUUUAACCGCAUCACAGUUCCAAAUUGAUAUGUUCAAUGAUUUUGAUUAGUUCUGAGCAUGCAACAGUCAAAAAUUACAUGAAAUCAAAGCAGAAGGCUUUGGGAGAAAAUGUGUAAGAAUCUAGUCCUACACACAGGAGUUGUUAGAAUACAAAAAUGUGACACAUGUCUUGAAUAGUAUCUUAACAAUACCAUCGUAUAAGCUGAAUAAUCAACUCCAGUCUAUUGAAUUGUAAGACAAUAAAUCCACACCUUGCAUUGUGGCCACAUCACCACCUCAGGUGUGCAUUAUUUUCUAAUAAUUCAACGUCAAACGAUGUCAAAUAUACUUUACUCUGUAAAUCAUUAUCAGUCUUGUUCAUUUAUUUUCACAGUGCAUCUGGAAAAUAUUCAAAGCGCUUCACUUUUUCCACAUUUUCUUAUG
This is a messenger RNA of Danio aesculapii, 3475 nucleotides long. RefSeq lists its product as uncharacterized. The record is from RefSeq and is a predicted model, not a curated record. Gene Ontology annotation, molecular function: protein binding; cGMP binding; 3',5'-cyclic-nucleotide phosphodiesterase activity. Lineage: Eukaryota; Metazoa; Chordata; Actinopteri; Cypriniformes; Danionidae. Gene Ontology annotation, biological process: visual perception.